Dermochelys coriacea (leatherback sea turtle) is the source of this 3628-nucleotide messenger RNA. RefSeq names its product solute carrier family 39 member 1 (gene SLC39A1). Lineage: Eukaryota; Metazoa; Chordata; Testudines; Dermochelyidae. Gene Ontology annotation, biological process: zinc ion transmembrane transport. Gene Ontology annotation, cellular component: plasma membrane. The record is from RefSeq and is a predicted model, not a curated record. Gene Ontology annotation, molecular function: zinc ion transmembrane transporter activity. The coding region runs from base 1050 to 2069 and encodes 339 amino acids. The transcript is spliced from 4 exons.
GGGCCGGGAGGAGGGACCCCCCCUCCAGCCGCCCGCUGCGCCCCGCCGGCCCCCCAUGACCCCGCCCGCCUGCUCCAGCCGGAGCUGGGCUGGUUUUCGGGGGGGGGGUUACGUGUCCCCCCGUCUGUGUUUGUGCUGCCGGCCCGGGGAUACUAAAACCGGCCCCUGCAGCUCGCCCCUGGCCUGGCCUUGGGGGGCUCCCGGGGGGCUCGGGGGCGGGACCGGCCGCUGGUAUUUUUAGCCCCGCGGCGCGUGAUCUCCCGGGAGAGGCGAGGUCCUAGGUCGGACCCAGCCGUGUCCAGUGGCCGUGGUCUGUGGCCCCGGGGGGGCCAUGAACAGCUUCCCGGGACUUCUCUCUGCUGCCCCUGGGGUCACCCUCGGGGAAGCCCCCCAGCCGGAGGCGGCGAUGGCCCCCUUGUCACUUCCUCUGCUGGCCCUCGACAUCGGCCAUGUUAACGAGGGUGGUGUUGCUCCUGCGGAGGGUUGGGAGAAGGUGGCGCUGCCUGGGGGUCGGGGGGGUGAACACGGGGAGCUGGGAAGGCCUGGUGCCCUGUGUGUUUGGGCAGCUGCCUUUCUGUGCCUCAGUUUCUCCAGGAAACAGGCUAACACUGCUUAACUGCGAUGCCCUCCCAAGGCACGUGUGGCUUAGUAGUUCAGGCCAGCCGAGGAGUGGGUCCCGCUCCUGUUGGGAUGGGCACAGCAGAGCUCCUGCAAGGGGGUGAUGUGGGCGAAGCUGUGGAGAGUCGUGCACCGGGUGGCAGCUCUUGCCAGAACAUGCUGGGAGGAAGAGCGAAGGUUUCCCUGAGUGGAGACGGGUCCGGAUGUUUUGGAAUUGCUGCCCAUCUCGGAUGGCUCGCGGGCCGCUGCUGUGAUCUGAUCGUUAGGAAGGGCAGACGCUGCUCGUGGAGGACGCUCUCUCCUGUCACUUUUGGAGGCAGGCCAAGACUCCUGCUAGCUGAGCUUCUCGGCUCCCACGCUGUGGACGGGCCGUGUGCACCCCUGAGGGGAACACAGGGAACAGGAGAGGCCUUUCUAGCCGCUCUGGGGCCAUGGCUGAGUGGCCGGAGCCCAGGGCCGACCCCGACCAGAUGAUCUGGAGCCCUGGCUCCAGCAUGGCUGUGCUCCGGUCCCCCACGGGCUUGGAGGUGAAGCUGGGCUCCCUGGUGACGCUGCUGCUGCUGACCAUCCUGUGCGGCCUAGCUCCGCUCUGCGUCUUCCGGCCCCACAGGAACGGGGCCGGUUCGUUGGACACGCGCAGAAAGGUCCUGAGCCUGGUGAGCUGCUUUGCGGGUGGCGUGUUCCUGGCUACCUGCCUCCUCGAUCUGGUCCCCGACUACCUGGCAAGCAUCAAUGAAGCGCUGGCUGCCCUGAGAGUCACCCUCCAGUUCCCCUUGCAGGAGUUCAUCAUGGCCAUGGGCUUCUUCCUGGUGCUGGUGAUGGAGCAGAUUGUGCUGGCCUACAAGGACCAGUCUGGCUCCCUGGAGGAGACGCGGGCGCUGCUGGGGGCCUCGGCCCAGGACAGCACCAUCCAGUCCCAGCACUGGCAGGAGGGGCCCCUGCACCCUGCCUGGGGCCCAGCCCAGGAGCGCCCCCAUGUGCAUGUCGACUUCAACGCGCACUCAGCCAUCCGCUCCUUCAUCCUGGUCUUCUCGCUCUCUCUGCACUCCGUCUUCGAGGGGCUGGCCGUGGGGCUGCAGGAGGCCAGUGCCAAGGUGCUGGAGAUCUGCCUGGCCCUGCUCAUCCACAAGUGCAUCAUCGCCUUCAGCCUCUCGCUCAAGCUGCUGCAGGGCCGGCUGCGCCCCCGGGCCGUGGUCGGCUGCCUGCUGCUCUUUGCCUUCAUGUCCCCGCUGGGGAUCGGCCUAGGGGUGGCCCUGACGGAGACCUCGGGCGCCCUGCACCAGCUCUCCCGCAGCGUGCUGGAGGGGCUGGCCACCGGCACCUUCAUCUACAUCACCUUCCUGGAGAUUCUGCCGCAUGAACUCAGCUCCUCCGAGCAGAGGAUUCUUAAGAUCAUUCUGCUCCUCGCCGGCUUCGCCCUGGUCACCAGCAUCCUCUUCAUUAAGAUCUGAGCUGCCCGGGGCCCCCACUGCCAGGGACAGACCCCCCCCCCCCCCACCUUGUACCCCUGCCGCCGGCAGCGUGGGAUGGAUCCCAGGAUUUGCGGGGCUGGGACCUGGCCCUGCACUGGAGGAAAUGCUGAGGGUUCCUGCUCUGGUAGGGUGCUGGUUGGUCCCUCUGGGGACCCCCCAUGUGGGGCUGGAAACGGCCCCUGCACCCUGCCUGCUGCCCAGGACCCAUGGACUGAUCCCAGCGCUCCCUGAAUCCAAACCUGCCUGGGGCUCAGGGUAGCUUCCUAGACCCUGGUAUGGCUCCUCCAGGGCCCCAGCCUGGCCACACCAGGGGAGAGUCAGAGGAUGCCUCAAUAUGAGCGCUGCCCCAUAACCCUGCCGCAGAGCCGGGCACUGGUUCUGCAAAGCCCUCGGGAGCAUGUUUGGCUGCGGGGGCAUGGGAGGAUUGUGGUAGUUUCGCUGCCUCCAGCUCCUCUGCAGGGGGGUGGUUGUCAGCUGGCAGCAUUUCCCUCCCCAUCCCCGGGAAGGCCGGGAUGGUGUGUUCCUCUAGCCAGAGCCCCCAGUCCAGGAGAGUGCAGGGUGGGACGGGGCUUGCUGCCCCUGCAGUCUUCCAUGCUCCUGCUCUGCUCGAGCUAUUCCUGGGGUGGGUAUCAGGUUGGGCCUGACCCUUCACCCUGUGCCAGAGGAGCCCUGCAGUGCCAAUGCCUCCUUCCGCUCCCCUCCCACUGCAGUUUUCACCCAAUUGGAGGGCAGUGUGGCCUAGCGGCUAGAGGACUGGACUGGGUCUCAGGAGCCCUGGAGGUCUGUUCCUGGCCGUGCCGUUGGGCAAUCUUGGGCAAAUCACUUCACCCUCUGUGCAAAUCACUUCACCCACUGUGCCUCAGUUUCCCCAUCUGUAACAUGGGGACCAUGAUCCAGACCUUGGUAAUGUGCAACAGCUGCGAAGAGGAGCUGGGAAUGAUGAAUUAUUUUUUUAAGGAAUACAGAGUAAAGACUGAAUCUGUGGCCUAUUUUAUACAUACCGGCCAGUGUCAGUGAGAGCAGUGACAUGGCACUGGUUCAUGCCUGCUGGAGGGCACCAGUUCUUGUACCUGUGGUGGGGGGGAUGCUCCUACAGGAGCAGUGCCGCGGCAAUCCCCAGCAGGCAGCCUGCUCGUACUGGUAUAAAAGUGCCUUAGAGCCAUCCAGCAUGGUCCCUUUCCCAUACUAAGUCUUCCAGUGGAGCUGGGAGCCCAAGGUGCCAGGAGCUGCGCGGACACCGAACAAAAAGAUGGGCCUGCCUCAAAGAGCUUCUGGCAUCUAAAGUGCUCCCAGCUGGUGUGGCAGAUCCGACUUCCUGGGCUGAACGGUCCUGGACUACACGGUUGAAUGGCCUUAACCCCUCCACCUCUGUAAGGCCACAACACUAUUUUUAUAAACAGCCUCUUUCCAGCAGCCUGGGAGGUGGCAGGAAACCCAGACCCAGAGAGUCUAUUUUACUAACUGCCCAUUUCUCCUUCCCACCUUGCUGGUGGAAACAGUUGUUUGGUUAAAAGACUGACAGAGAAACUUUUAGAAUU